Chaetomium globosum CBS 148.51 is the source of this 1728-nucleotide messenger RNA. RefSeq lists its product as uncharacterized. Gene Ontology annotation, molecular function: NAD binding; D-lactate dehydrogenase (NAD+) activity. The transcript has 5 exons. Bases 1 to 1728 code for a protein of 575 amino acids. The record is from RefSeq and is a predicted model, not a curated record. NCBI's taxonomy places the organism in Eukaryota, Fungi, Ascomycota, Sordariomycetes, Sordariales, Chaetomiaceae.
AUGCUCCCACCGGUGCCCCGUGACUAUCAGUCUGCCACCGAGUAUCGCUUCGGCGAGAACCAGGUGAACGAUAUCAUCCAUUUUGCUGGCUGCCGUCGCGAAGGCUUCCCGCCUUGCGUCAUCUGGUUCCCCCAAGCCAGCAUACCCAGGCUUCGACAAACCAACACAGGAGCGCGGCGGGUCGUGGACGCCCUCAGCCAGUAUCAAGUGGUGGCCUCACACGGACUAAUUGGUCUCUGCGCCUUGCUACGCACGAGGCUUGCCGCCACCGUCUCAUUGCUCGACUUCCACAGGGUCCUUUGCACCGAGGCCUGCGCUCUCUGUGGCGACUUCAGCGGCGGAAUAGUGUCCCUGCCGACGUGGAGCCGAUGUUGCUUUCGGUGCCUAUGGGCGGCACCAGAAACCCAAAUACGGAGCCUGGGCGGAGUCCGGAAGCUAUUUGACUUCUCCAAGGUCCAGCUAGCGAGCCUGCAUCCGUUCAAAACCUUGGGCGGGAUAUGUACGAGGGAAGCGCCUCCACAGAGCCCGCGUGCCGUAGUCUCCCUACACCAGGCGACCCUACUCGCUGGGCAGCAAAAGGAGGAUUGCUCGGCAUAUAGCGAUAAUUGGAAAGGCCAAAAAUACAACUUCCUGGGAGCAUGCGAACUUCCGUACUACAACAGACGGACCGGCGAGGCGGAACACGGCGGCAUCUUUUGUGCUGGCUGCGAACUUGCGUUUGAAGAGAGGGCGGACAAGACCGGCGACGCGGCGGCGUGGGCAGUCCAGGCUUGUGAUACAAUGUUGUCGAAAGAGGCUUUUCUGGAGCACUUCAAAUGGUGCAAAGAGCUGCCGGUUCGAUGCAACACACACUCCAUCUUUGAUCGCACAACCCUUGACCACAACCCGCCCCAACCCAUACCAUCAGUUAACACCAGCACCAACACCAACACCAACCCCCAAAACAAGCUCAACCCAACCCAACCCAACCCACCUCCGCCCCAAAAAAUGAACCUCGCCGUCUUCUCCGCCAAGCCCUACGACCGGGACUUCCUGACCCUCGCCAACAGCACCCUCCCCACCCACCACACCCUCACCUUCCACGACUUCCCGCUCACCGCCGACACGGCCCCCCUCGCUUCCGGCGCCGACGCCGUCUGCGUCUUUGUCAACGACGCGCUCUCCGCCCCCGUCCUCCAAACCCUGCACGCAGGCGGCACGCGGGCCAUCCUCCUGCGCUGCGCGGGCUACAACCACGUGGACCUGGCGGAAGCGGAGCGGCUGGGGCUGGCGGUGGCGAACGUCCCCGCCUACGCGCCCGAGGCGGUGGCCGAGUUCGCGGCGGCGCUGCUGCAGACGCUGAAUCGGCGGACGCAUCGGGCAAGGGGGCCCAUGUUGAUCAAUACGUCGCGGGGCGGGCUGGUGCGCACCGAGAGUGUGAUUGCUGCGCUGAAGAGCAAGCAUCUGGGUGGGUUGGCGCUGGACGUCUAUGAGGCGGAGGCCGCGCUGUUCUACCAGGACCACAGCGCCGAGAUCAUCCAGGACGAUGAGCUCAUGCGGCUGAUGACGUUCCCCAACGUCGUGGUGUGUGGGCACCAGGCCUUUUUUACCGAGGAGGCCCUGACCGAGAUCGCCGAGUGCACGAUGCGGAAUCUCGAUGACUUCUAUAACAGGAUACCCUGUAAGAACGCGCUGGUCAAAGAGGGCCAUGUGCUGGCCAGGCGGGAGUCAUUGCCGGUUCGGAUCUGA